ACUUGAUCAUGAAUUAGGAGAAGCUGCCGAAUACGUCGCUUCCAACACCAAGCUUGUCGUUUGUCCCUAGUGGUUCGCAUUUUACCACACUACCCGUUUCCAUCCUGCUUGCCUAACGCCAUCGCGAUACAUCCACAUCCCGGAUACUAAGAAUCCGUCACUGUGCUUCUGCGCUAUCUGGAGGAAGCCAGGAAUGCUGGCCAGGUCCAGUUCACGAACACUCGUACCAUCGGACCGUGCGGCGACACCUUGGGCCCAGCCAAUGUACGCCGUAUCACAUCGCAACGCGUGGAUACGAACGCAGGCUGCAAGAGGCCUAGCGGCUGCAGAUGCAGGAGGCUCCGCAACCGCAGCCACGGAAUUUCCAUGCACCUCGACGCCCGAACGCGACGCUGCCUGGGAUCUGCUACGAGACUUCACGCUCAAAGAGUUUCGGAGAGCAGCCCAGGAGCCGUACCUCAGCUCGCUCGCCAAGAGAGAACGCCUGAGGGAAGCACUCAAGCUGGCGUUUUCUGGGCCUUAUCCUCCUGCCGGCUGGCUGGGCCCGCCGGGGGAUUCCGCCGACUCGGAGGUGCUGUUGGGAGUGUUGGCCAGCGACAUCUCCUUUGCUGUCCGGGCGUAUCGAGACUGGGUUGAGGAGCUGGGCCUGCCGUUGGUGCCGCCAAGCUGCAGGGUAGAUGGCGUGAGCAACGCCAUGCAGCUACGUGGCGGGGUGUACCUGAAGUACAACUCCAAGACGCAGUUGUGCUACGUCUCCCGGUACGACGGUCGAGAUCGAGGGGUGCUGCUGCAGCUGGGGCAGCUACAGCUUGGUCACUUCCCGCUGGGUUUCUUCGACGAGGGCAUGACUAAGCCGCCACCGAAUUUCUAAGAAUUAUCGUGAUGGUCUGCUCGUUUAAUUUCAUAUCUAGAACCCACUAAGAAAUACACAUGAGCCGCGGGCAAAUGACAUGGUUGAUGUAGCGGUUGUACGGAUAUUUUGUCGCGUUUUUACAUCCUCAGCUUUGGUCAUUUCUUUUUUCCUUUUGUGGACGGGAAUGAGAGUGUGGGUGAGGGUGAGGGUGAGGGCGAGGGGAAAACGGCGAUCAGGGUGGUGGCGGGGACAGUUGGGUGUGUGCGUGUGUGUGUUUUAAUGAUCUGAGCCGCGAUGUGUCUGUUUGUGUGUGCGCGCGGGUGUGUGCGUUGCGCUUCCACCAUAACUUCUGGCCGUAUUGCACUAUAUGGGUGUCUAGCCAGUCAGUGAGGUGGUGUGUGGGUGUGGGUGUGGGUGUGUGACCACCCAGUACUGAUUAGGCUGUGGGGCUGCUGCGCUGUGGUCUACCCGGACAGUCACCGAUGGAUGACACUUGUAUGGAGCUCGUU
Molecule: messenger RNA, 1362 nt
Organism: Volvox carteri f. nagariensis
Lineage: Eukaryota; Viridiplantae; Chlorophyta; Chlorophyceae; Chlamydomonadales; Volvocaceae
Exons: 5
Coding region: 194-871 (225 amino acids)
Source: RefSeq, a predicted model, not a curated record